UAAACGAACUGGUUGUGAAACGAAUUAAUAUAUCCAAAAAAUUAAUAUCAGUAUAAAAGUUGAAUUGAUCACUCCUAUACUCUGCGCCUACUCUUCAUUUAAACAAUUCAAAAUGUGCCGAUUUUCCGUUUCAGCUUAUUUAAUCGCUGUGCUCCUAAGCUUUUCAAAAUCAAAGGGUAAUCCGCUCGACAGCGACGGUAAAUUAAUCACCACCAAAGGCAACCCUCUUGACAAUCUUGAGAUGCCUGCAGCAUGCAAAGACCAGACUUUCUGUUUCGAAAAGGGUGAUAACUAUCCUGAAGAGAAGAUCGAAAAAUUCUUACAAACGUUCCCUUUACAGAAAGAUCUGGGUUCAAGGAUAGGCUUUAGUUUCCGAGAUGGAGAUAAAGAGAAUGGUAAUGCGGAUUGUCCAGCAAACACCACAUAUGUUGAUCAACCUAUUUACUACAUUUUCGAUGAAUCGGGAAUAGUCAGACCAGUGAUUCAGUCUCCCAACAGGUUUGAGCAACUCUACAGUACCAGAUGGUGUCUGAAUGAAGGAUAUAUAACUCAGAAUACGCGCCAUUUCUACCCUGAAUCAAAAAGAUUGAAAAAAUUCCAAGUUGAAUGUGUCACAACGCGUUUGGAUUUGGAUUUCAUAGUGUUGGUAGAAGAAUUUGAUGAACUAACGUACAAAGUUGUGAAGACUAUUGAUGGUAUUCCAGUUUGCUGCAAAUGUCAAUACCAUACGAAGAAAAUUCUGCAAUAACCAUUUAAGUUGUUUACUAAUUUAAACAACAUGUUCGACACUAGAUACCAGAUGCCUAUCGUGUAAAUUAUAUGCUAGUUUAAUUGUAUUCAAUAAAUAAUAAUAAGUUAAUUAUUAUACAAAUCGUAAGUUAUAAAUAUAAA
Molecule: messenger RNA, 891 nt
Organism: Spodoptera litura
Lineage: Eukaryota; Metazoa; Arthropoda; Insecta; Lepidoptera; Noctuidae
Source: RefSeq, a predicted model, not a curated record